UUAAUUAAUUAUAAUUGCAUUAAUUUCGUGCAACUUCUGCUUUUUCUUUUCUGACACUUUGUUUUGACUUUCACCUCUAUUCUGCCAUUUUCGCACUCAUCAUUUCCAACCAAGAACUCGUUCUUUCCCUUCUUUCAAUCUGGUUUUUGGGACAAAUAUAAGCCAAAAAAAUGGGUUCCCCAGAAAAUGUGGUGGGAUUCGUGGGGUUUGAUGAUAUAAGUUUGGAGUUGGCUGCUUCACUUGUCGGUUCUGGUUAUGCUGUCCAAGCUUUUGAUUCUCAGCUUGAUAACCCCUUUAUGGUUGAAUUUUCAAAAAGGCUCGGGGGAACUAGAUGCGGCAAGGCAAUGGAGGCUACUAGAGGCGUUUCGGCUAUGAUCCUCCUGAUAUCGAGCCCAACACAAAUAGAUGACAUGAUCUUUGGCCGUGAGGGAAUUUUGGAAGGUUUAAAGAAAAAUGUGAUAGUAGUUAUUCGUACAGUCAUAGUGUCCGCUGAAGUUCAGAAACUGGAAAAGCGUCUUACAGAGGAAUAUGAGAUAAAUGCAGUGGUUGAUGCUCAUAUCUCUAGGGGAACUUCUGAGGAUUUGGAUGGGAAAAUCAUGAUAAUUUCAUCAGGAAAAUCUAAUGCAAUUGCUAAAGCGCGUCCCAUGCUUUCUGCUAUGUGCGCAAAACUUCAUAUUUUGGAAGGUGAAAUUGGUGCUGGAAGUAAAGUAAAAAUGGUUACGGAGCUGCUUGAAGCCAUCCAUCUUGUUGCUUCAGUUGAGGCGGUUUGUCUUGGAGUGCAAGCGAGGAUUCAUCCUUGGAUACUGUAUGACAUUAUCUCUAAUGCUGCCGGUAAUUCAUGGGUUUUCAAGCAUCAUGUUCAACAGUGGUUAAGGGCUGACCAUAUGAAGCAUCAUAACUUGAAUACCCUAGUUGAGAAUUUGGGAAGUAUUGUAGGUUUGGCUAAAUCUCUUCCGUUUCCACUGCCACUCCUCGGAGUUUCGCAUCAACAGCUUCUUGGGUGUUCACAUGGCAGCGGAGACGACGACAAGGCACCAUUGUUUAAGGUAUGGGAGAAAGUUAUUGGAAUAAAACUUGACGAUGCUGCUAAUGAAGAAACUUAUAAUCCUUUGGAAUUAGCAACAAUGCUGGAGUCCAAGUCAAAGGCGGUUAACCGAAUUGGUUUUAUUGGUCUUGGAGCAAUGGGGUUUGGCAUGGCAACUACUCUACUGAGGUCAAAAUUUACCGUCGUUGGUUAUGAUGUUUAUAAACCAACACUUUCUCGAUUUAUUGAAGCGGGUGGAUUAGUGGGAAACUCUCCACUAGAAGUAGCGAAAGGUGUUGAUGUGCUCGUGAUAAUGGUUACUAAUGAAGCUCAAGCAGAAAGUGUCCUUUUUGGAGAUCUAGGUGCUGUCCAGGUUCUUUCAGCAGGAGCAGCUAUUAUUUUGUCAUCCACGGUUUCUCCAGCAUAUGUGAGCCAGCUGGAUCAGCGUUUACAAGACAAGGACUUAAAAUUGGUGGAUGCCCCUGUUUCCGGUGGCGUGAAAAGAGCCUCCUCUGGAUCUCUUACGGUAAUGGCAUCAGGAACAGAUGAAGCCCUGGAACGAUGUAUUUCAGUACUUUCUGCAUUGAGUGAGAAGCUAUACAUCAUUAAAGGAGGAUGUGGAGCUGGAAGUUGUGUUAAGAUGGUUAAUCAACUACUUGCCGGAGUUCAUAUAGCAUCUGCAGCGGAGGCGUUGGCCUUUGGUGCUCGCUUGGGUCUGCAUACAAGAAACCUAUUUCAAAUCAUAACCUCAUCUAGCGGAACAUCCUGGAUGUUAGAAAACCGUGGUCCACACAUGGUGGACAAUGAUUUCACUCCUUAUUCUGCACUUAACAUCUUUGUGAAAGACCUGGGAAUUGUUUCUCAUGAAUGCUCUUCUCGGAAAAUUCCACUUCAUGUUGCUGUCACAGCACACCAAUUAUUUUUAGCAGGUUCUGCUGCUGGCUGGGGUGCUCUUGAUGAUGCUGCUGUUGUCAAGUUUUAUGAGUCUCUCACAGGAGUCAAAGUUGAAGGAAAGCGCCCAGUCCUUAGUAAAGAACAUGUGAUGAAAUGUCUUCCGCCUGAGUGGCCUGUGGAUCUUACCAGUGACAUAAUCAAGCUAUGUGAGAACAAUAUGAAGCCUUUGGUUGUUCUCGACGAUGAUCCAACAGGAACACAAACAGUUCAUGAUAUUGACGUUCUAACAGAAUGGAAUGUUGAUGCACUUAUCGAGCAAUUCAGAAAAAAUCCCAAGUGCUUUUUUAUAUUGACAAACUCAAGAGCUCUUAAUUCGGAGAAGGCUAGUGCUCUGGUAGUUGAAAUCUGCCACAAUCUUCAGAUUGCAGCUAAAUCAGCUGAUAUUGAGUUCACAGUGGUAUUAAGAGGUGAUUCAACUCUAAGGGGACACUUUCCCCAGGAAGUUGAUGCUGUUGUUUCAGUUUUGGGGGACAUUGAUGCAUGUAUCAUUUGUCCAUUUUUUCUUCAAGGCGGUCGCUUCACUAUAGGAGAUGUACAUUAUGUUGCAGAAGCUGACAGGCUUGUUCCCGCCGGUGACACAGAGUUCGCCAAAGAUUCCGCUUUUGGCUAUAAAUCUUCAAAUCUGCGAGAGUGGGUUGAAGAGAAAACAGAAGGCCGUAUAGCAGCUAGUAAUGUUGCUUCUGUUUCCAUUGAACUCUUGCGCAAUGGUGGUCCUAACGCUGUUUGUGAGCAUCUCUGCAGUUUAGAGAAGGGAUCAACAUGCAUAGUAAAUGCAGCUAGUGAAAGAGAUAUGGCUGUUUUUGCUGCUGGGAUGAUCCUGGCAGAACUAAAGGGAAAUCGUUAUUUAUGCCGCACUGCUGCUAGUUUUGUUUCUGCUAGAGUAGGUAUAAUUUCAAGACCUCCAAUUUCACCUAAAGCUUUGGGAAUUCACAAGGAAAGCAAUGGUGGUCUUAUUAUUGUAGGAUCUUAUGUCCCAAAAACUACAAGACAGAUUGAAGAGCUCAAAGUGCAGUUUGGACAUGGCUUAAGAUGGAUUGAGAUUUCGGUUAAGAAGGUCGCAAUGAUGUCUCCAGAAGAGAGAGAGAAUGAAAUCAAUCAUGCUGCAGAAUUGGCUGAAGUAUAUCUUCGGAACCGCAUGGACACAGUAGUUAUGACCAGUCGAGAGCUUAUCUCUGGAAGAACCCCUUCUGAAAGUUUGGAAAUAAACUUCAAAGUAAGCUCUGCCUUGGUGGAAAUCGUUCGGCGUAUAGGUACAAGGCCACGCUAUAUUCUCGCAAAGGGUGGAAUCACUUCAUCUGAUAUUGCUACAAAAGCUCUUGACACUCGACUAGCUAAAGUAGUUGGGCAAGCCUUGGCCGGUGUUCCCUUAUGGAAGCUUGGCGGUGAGAGUAAACACCCGGGAGUGCCAUAUAUAGUUUUCCCAGGCAACGUUGGUGACCAUAAAGCUCUUGCUGAAGUUGUAAAAUCUUGGGCUCGUCCUGCAAAACUUUCAUCAACCAAAGAACUUCUGCAUAAUGCAGAAAAAGGUGGAUAUGCUGUUGGAGCCUUUAACGUUUACAAUUUGGAAGGGGUUGCUUCAGUUGUAGCUGCUGCUGAAGAAGAACGCAGUCCAGCUAUUUUGCAGAUUCAUCCUGGUGCCUUGAAGCAUGGAGGUAUUCCCUUGGUUGCUUGCUGUCUGUCAGCUGCUGAGCAAGCCAGUGUUCCACUGACUGUUCAUUUUGACCAUGGAACUUCCAAGCCAGAAUUACUUGAAAUGCUAGAGUUGGGAUUUGAUUCAGUAAUGGUGGAUGGCUCACAUCUUCCAUUUGAGGACAAUAUAUUCUAUACGAAGUACAUUGCUGAUUUAGCUCAUCAAAAAAACAUUUGUGUCGAAGCUGAAUUAGGCAGAUUAUCAGGAAUUGAGGAUGACUUGACUGUCGAAGAAUAUGAAGCAAGGCUUACUGAUAUUAACCAGGCGGAAGAGUUCCUCGAUAAAACUGGUAUUGAUGCUCUGGCAGUGUGCAUUGGCAAUGUCCAUGGCAAAUACCCAGCAAAUGGCCCAAAUCUCAGGCUUGAUUUGCUUAAGGAUCUGCAUGUUUUGGCGUCCAGAAAAGGUGUGAUUCUGGUCCUUCACGGAGCUUCUGGUGUACCCAAGGAACUCGUUAAGAGCUGCAUAGAACUCGGUGUGCGGAAGUUCAAUGUGAAUACAGAGGUAAGGAAGGCGUACAUGGAGUCGUUAACCAAUAAUCAUGGGAAAGAUGUUGUAAAUGUUAUGACUUUUGCCAAGGACGCUAUGAAAGCUGUUGUUGUGGAAAAGAUGCGUCUGUUUGGAUCCAGCGGAAAAGCUUGAAGAUAUUGUGAAAGGCCAAAUUCCAUUUUUUGGAGUUGGUAAAAUCGCUCAACAGUCAACACAUUUUUUUUACAAUUUUACAAUAAGACAGUGAUAGUCGGAUUUUAGUGUAUACCACUAGAUCUCGAAAUAAUUGUCAGUGUAAUGGUGUAAUUUAAAAUGUUAGUGUGACAAGUAUAGACGGACAAAAAAAAAAUUGUAUUACGUGUGGUGCCCGAAUGCAGUACAAUUACAAUUUUCGAUAUGUAAUGGAACUUCCCAUGAGAAGUUAUUACUCAA
Molecule: messenger RNA, 4586 nt
Organism: Spinacia oleracea (spinach)
Lineage: Eukaryota; Viridiplantae; Streptophyta; Magnoliopsida; Caryophyllales; Amaranthaceae
Exons: 43
Coding region: 171-4307 (1378 amino acids)
Biological process (GO): carbohydrate metabolic process
Molecular function (GO): zinc ion binding; NAD binding; aldehyde-lyase activity
Source: RefSeq, a predicted model, not a curated record